UCUUCUGAGACUUCACUUGAAGCAUUUCUGGAAUCACUGGCAGAAGCUGAGCCUGACCACUGCCAAAAUGAUCCUGACACUGCUGCUUAGCCUUGGGGGGGCCCUAGGCUGGGGGCUGCUGGGGGCCCAGGCCCAGGCCCCUGGUACCACGUUCCCUGAUCCACACAGCCCCAGGCAGCCUGGGAUCUGGAGGGCAGAGGCUGAGGACAUCGACAGGGACCCCAUCAGACGCAACUGGUGCCCCUACCAGAAGUCCAGGCUGGUCACCUUCAUAGCUGCUUGCAAAACGGAGAAAUUCCUCAUUCACUCACAGCAGCCAUGUCCACAGGGAGCUUUGGACUGCCAGAAAGUCAUGUACCGUGUGGCCCACAAGCCGGUGUACCAGGUCAAGCAGAAGGUGCUGGCCUCUGUGGCCUGGAAGUGCUGCCCAGGCUUUGCUGGCUCUGACUGCCAGCACCAUGAUCCUGCUGCAAUUCCUGAGCCUGCAGAUCCAGGUGAUGGCCUCCAGGAGCAAUGGGAUGGACCAGUUGGCUUUGAACCUGACCACCUGGCUGCAGAGACCGGCAACAUCGUGGUGCCGCAGGAACACCUGCUGAGAGAUCUCCAGAAUGACAUUCAUCAUAUAAGCAAUCUCACAGCUGAAAUGACCAAGGCACAUCAGGCAGAUCUUGAGUUUACUGGCAGAUCCUUGGAGCAAGUGCUGAAUUUUGGCCCCAUUUGGAGUAGCUUUAACCAAAGCCUGCACAGCCUCUUUGAGGCCAUAAGAAACCUAUCUCUUGAUGUGGAGGCCAACCAACAGGCCAUCAAGAUGGUCCAAGACAGCACUGUGCCCAGGGCUGACUUCCAGGAGCUUGGUGCCAAAUUUGAGACCAAGGUCCAGGAGAAUGCCCAGAGAGUAGGCCAGCUGCAGCAAGCCAUGGAGGACCGCCUGAAUGCCCAGAACUUUUCCCUGUAUCACUCCCUUUCUGAGGUUCAGGCCAAUGUGGACACCAAGUUGAAGAGGCUCCUUAAGGCCCAGGAGCACCUGUGGUCCAAUGGCAGCUUGGUGGCAGCAGCAACAGGGGCUGGGGCAAGGCCGGAGCCAGAGAGCCUGCAGGCCAGAUUGGGCCAGCUACAGAGGAACCUCUCAGCACUGCACUUGGCCACCAGCCACAGGGAAGAGGAGUUACAAAGCAUCCUGGCGGACAUGAAGGCAACCCUCGCCCGGCACGUGGAAGAGAUCAGGGAGCUGUAUUCCGAAUCUGAUGAGACCUUCGAUCAGAUCAGCAAGGUGGAACAGCAGAUGGAGAAGCUGCAGGUGAACUACCAGGCCCUGCGUGAGCUGCGGGUGAUGCUGAUAGAGAAGUCGCUUAUCAUGGAGGAGAACAAGGUGGAGACAGACCGACAGCUACUGGAGCUCAAUCUCACCCUCCAGCACCUGCAGGGUGGCCACGCUGACCUUACCAAGUACAUCAACAAGUGCAACUGCCAGAAGCUCUCUUCUGGCCUGGACACUGUCCAGGAUGGCCACAGGAACACUAUGUACACCCUGCAGGACACCCAGGUGAGCCUAGACCAGAAGCUCCCGCAGGACAACUCCUCCCUGCAGGCCCUAAGCCACACGGUGGCCACCAUUUCACAGGCAGUGGCUAAACUCCAGGCAGAGGAGGAGCGGGCUCCUGCCGAGCGAGCGCGGCUCCGGACCCAGCUUCAGGCGCUGAGCAGCGAGGUGGGCACGCUGAAGGCUGCUGAGGGCGAGCUCUGGCUUGAGGUCCGCCAGCUGCACAGCUCUUUUGCGGCCCUGAUGGAGGAUGCGCUCAGGCAUGAGGCCGUGCUGACCGCGCUCUUCGGUGAAGAGAUGACAAUGUCUGAGGAGGCGCCCGGCCCUCUGCCCCUGCGUUAUGAGGAGAUCCGCGCUGGCCUGCACGAUGCGGCCAGCGGGCUGCGUGAGCAGGCGCUUGGUUGGGCUGCGCUGGCUGCCAGGGUGUCGGCCCUGGAACAGAUGGCAGUGGGUGGCAGGCAGGGUCCAGAGCUCCUGAAGCCCAGCCACGAGGCAGCGCCAGAGGAGGCCAGUGCGACCAACCCCACGGGGCUGGCACCAGAACUCCAGCGCCUGGGGCAGUGCUGCGAGGCCUCCUGGGCCGCCUCCGUCCACAGGUCCCUGGAGAGCCUCCACAGAGCGCUCUCCACCACCCAGCGAGGCAUGGAGCACCAUCAGCAGCUUUUCCACAGCCUCUUUGGGAACUUCCAAGGGCUUGUGGCAGCCAAUGUCAGCCUAGACCUGGGGAAAUUGCAGGCCAUACUGGGCAGGAAAGGGAAGAAGCAGCAAAAAGGUCUGGAAGCUUCACAGAAGAGGAAUAAGAAAGUAGAACAUUUGGUGGAUGCCCUGGGAGCAGACCUCCAUAAGGCAGGGAUUGCUGUGGCCUUCUAUGCCAGCUUUUCAGAAGGGAUGGCCACUCUGCAGACAGUGAAGUUCAACACUACUUACAUCAACAUUGGCAGCAGCUACUUCCCUGAAGAUGGCUAUUUCCAAGCCCCUGAGCGUGGGGUCUAUCUGUUUGCAGUGAGCAUUGAAUUUGGCCCAGGGCCAGGCACUGGGAAACUGGUGUUUGGAGGUCACCAUCAGACCCCUGUCAGUACCGCUGAGGAGCACAGCGGUGGAAGCACAGCAACUACCUUUGCUAUGGCCGAGCUGCAAAAGGAUGACAGAGUGUGGUUUGAGUUAACCCAGGGAUCGGUAAUGAAGAGAAGCCCGUCAGGCACUGCAUUUGGGGGUUUCCUGGUAUUCAAGACCUGAACACGGGACACAGAUGAGCAGACAUUACGGACUUGCCCAGCUCUCUGUGGCCUGGGGCUCUGACCAGGGUUGGUCAGAAAACUAUCCAAGUUGGUUUAGAUAUUCCCUGGAAACCUGUGAAGACAAUGAGCCUCCCUCUAGAUGCACUGGUUUGGGUAUUUCUUAGCAGUGAGGAGGGCUGGGUUCUCCUCUCUGGGCCAGGGAGUGUGAAGCUUGGUUCGGGUGCCUUCUGAGGCAGCAGAGCUUGGACUUGAGCUCUUACCUCUCUCUCUGUAUUCUCCAGUCUCUUUGGUAUUUUGCUCCUCCUGUGGUUGAAAACUUCUGUACAACACUAAACCUUUCUCCCACUUCCUUAUUUCCCUAAUCUUAUGCUAGAAAAUCAUUCUUUCCCAGAAGGAAUUUGUUUAGAAUAGAGGUGACAUUUUGGACAAUACUGGAAACCACUCUCCAACCACUACAGGGCAGCAGGAGAAAAACCAAACUGGUCUCUAUCAGUCAGAAAUGAACACAAAGGCCUGGCUGAGUUAACCAAGGGAAGCACAAUUAGCAUCUUCUCCUUAGUCUCAGUCCUUCCUUGAAUUUAUCUGUAACUUUAACUUCUUUCUCUCCUUGCCUCAUACAGGAUAAAGGCCUAGACAUGCCAGACACAACUAAAACGUAUAUAACUUUCACCUUUUUACCUCAUCCAAUGUCUUGACCACCCUAAUUCUUAUUAGCGUCUCUACCGGGGAGAGAGCUGAAGGAGGAAGUGAAAGAAGACUGUAAAAAUCUUUAAUUUCAUCAUCUCUGGAAUAAAACAAUGUCCUUCAAAUCUCUGCCUG
This is a messenger RNA of Artibeus jamaicensis (Jamaican fruit-eating bat), 3597 nucleotides long. It is a transcript of the gene MMRN2, whose product is annotated as multimerin 2. The transcript is spliced from 7 exons. NCBI's taxonomy places the organism in Eukaryota, Metazoa, Chordata, Mammalia, Chiroptera, Phyllostomidae. Gene Ontology annotation, molecular function: protein binding. The coding region runs from base 68 to 2776 and encodes 902 amino acids. Gene Ontology annotation, biological process: negative regulation of cell migration involved in sprouting angiogenesis; negative regulation of vascular endothelial growth factor receptor signaling pathway. The record is from RefSeq and is a predicted model, not a curated record.